Messenger RNA from Solanum stenotomum, 513 nucleotides. RefSeq lists its product as uncharacterized. Bases 1 to 513 code for a protein of 170 amino acids. The record is from RefSeq and is a predicted model, not a curated record. The transcript has 4 exons. Lineage: Eukaryota; Viridiplantae; Streptophyta; Magnoliopsida; Solanales; Solanaceae.
AUGGGCUUGUAUAAGACCUCUACGGGGUCGUGUACGCCGUGUUGCAUCCGGGGUAUAACCUCGGGUCCUGACACUGGUGGUGCUACUGGUGGAAGUGGUGGUGUAACUACUUUAGCAGCUUCUACAGGUGUAACUGCUGGUGGAAGUGAUGGUGCAGCUACUCAAAAACCAGUCACUACUCUAGCAACUUCUAGAGGUGCAACUACUGCUACAACAUGUUCUGAUGGAAGUGGUGGUGCAGCUACUAAAAGGCCAACCACUACUUCAGCAACUUCUGGAGGUGCAACUACUGCUGCAAUAACUACUAGUGGAAGUGCUGCAAAUAUUUCUGUAAAUUUUUCAACUACUAGUGCUAGUGGCUCAAAGAGGAGUAUCAAAGUUAAAAGAGGUGGUGCAAAUCGAGAAUAUAAGAGGCCAAGAACAGAGAAGCCAAGAACAGCUGGUUUUGGUGUGCUAUUUAGAGCAAAUAGUGUGAUAGAAAGGUCUGGAACUACUGAUAGAGUGUUACAUUGA